This is a messenger RNA of Xyrichtys novacula (pearly razorfish), 3420 nucleotides long. The record is from the annotation of a GenBank genome assembly. Lineage: Eukaryota; Metazoa; Chordata; Actinopteri; Labriformes; Labridae.
AUGGGGAUUGUAUUUUGGAUGUUUUCUCUUCUGGCUCUUCCAGUCAUCCAGUCUGCCAAGAUUCUGACUGUCUGUCUAAUUGGUGAGUUGUAGAGCUGUUAUUGUGAAAUGUUGUCUCCAUUAGCUGUAAAAUAGAAAGAAAUGCUCAGAAAUACAUAAAAAGUAAGGACCUCGCUCUAGAAAAAUACGUUUCUAAGAGAGUUUUUGAGGACAAGUUGCUACAUCAUUUUGGUUAUAAACAAAUUCCUAAACUAUGUUGUAAACUGUAAGCACUUCAUCCAGAUGGUGAAUAUCACACAGAGUUCAUUUUUUUCCUUACUCCUUUUCUCAGGAGGGAGCCACUACUUGUUACUUGAUGAAAUUUCUCAUAACUUGUACCAACAUGGCCACGAGGUCCGUAUGCUCUUGCAACUUGGCAACCCGGUUAUAACAGGUAAACUGUACACACACAGAGACAGCACAUAUGCACAAACUUAUACAGAAGGAUAUGUAACCCGAUGUUCUCUGACGUCCUUUGCUUUCUUUGGUUUUGUUCCAUCUACUUUCAAUGCUCUGCACAGGUUUCUCAUAUGUCGGACGGGCAGACAGUUACCAGACCAGUAUUUGGUCCGUAGGAGAGGAAUAUAUCAAAGAAUACAACGGCUGGUUCCUGCAGCAACAAACACAGUUUUUCCUGGGAAGGUAUCAACAAACUUUUAAUCGUUGAAAAUAAUUCAUCUUGAUCCUGACAUUAUCUUCGAUCUGUUUUUUGAUCAGUAUUUCAAGGCUCUUAGACUUACACUGGUCCUCAUGCUCUCCUUGCUUUUAUCAUAGUCCCUCUCUUAUUUCUUAUUUUCUUCUCCUUAGGGAUACUUUUCAGAACUUUCUAAACUUUAUGGGCCACCUGUCCUACCAGUGUGACAUGCUCUUAAAGGACAAAGAGAUGAUGACUUUCUUACAGAAGGAACUCUACGACAUUGCCAUCCUAGAUGCUUUCAACCCCUGUUCCUUCAUCCUGGCACGCAAACUUGGUAUAUCUGCUUUCAUCUCACUAUGUUUCAUUUCAUAGUAACUGUCAUGCUGCUGCACUUCACACUUUUGCUAUCUUCUCGAACAUUUCUGCUGUUUGUGGUAAGGACUGCUGAAUUUUUUAAGUGUGUAAGCACAAGCAAGUCCUGAAAUUACUCUAUCAAACGUCUCAUGUCCUUCACUUUUGAUUAACUCGAGGUGUCAGCUACAUAGCUUUCUAUCCUGGCGCUCUGAACGGUCCUCUGUCAAUUCCUCUACCAAGUCCGGUGACCUACAUCCCAGUCUUUGGCUCCCAGUUGUCUGACCACAUGAACCUCUGGGGACGAGCAAAAAACCUCUUCUAUUCACUCCUGGCCCCUGUAGGUAAGAAGAGUGUUGAACACAGAAAUGUAUCUGAUGAAAUCUGACCAAUUACAACAAAAAUCAAAUACGCAGCUUCUGUGUUUUUGGUUCUGUCUUGUAUUAAAGGUCAGGAGUGUGUAUGGUCGAAAUUUAGAGAUGUAGCAGAGCGGCACCUUGAGUCAGGCUCACCCCCUGGUGGACUAGAGGAGUUACAUCAAGGAGCUGAACUCUGGGCCUUCAACACUGACUUCUCACUUGAGUUUCCACAGCCACUCAUGCCUUACACUGUGCUGGUUGGAGGUCUGCUGAAUAAACCUGCAAAGCCACCAGAUCAGGUCUCCUCUUACCUUUGAUCCAUGUAACUCAGUGAAGCUUCAAAAUGUCAAAGUCAGCAGCCUCUGUUCCACUGUCUGCCACAUCUGUCCAAACUUCUUCUCCCUGCUUUUUACAGCCACAACCACCCCUUACUUAUUGUGCACUAUUAAACACAACAGCAUAUUUCCUUCUGCUCAUAAUUCAAACCAUUUUGCUGUCUUAGGAUCUUGAAUUGUGGAUUUCCAGUUUUGGAGAUGAAGGUUUUAUAGUCGUCACUCUUGGAUCAAUGGUCUCCUCAGUCUCUGUGGACUCUCUACUUGAAGAACUGGUGGCUGGCUUCUCCAGGAUCCCACAGGGGGUACUCUGGAGGUAAAAUCACAACACAGUUUAUUCUUCAAUGGCACUAUUUCAAUAAUCUACGUCCCAGAACCUCCACUGUACAUACACACAAUAUCUUUUUAAUAUGUAAUAGAUCAAAUCCAUUGAAAUGAAAAACAAAAAAAAUUUUUCAGUGCAAAGCUGCAGAGAUGUAACAGGAGGUUCCUAAACUUGCAGUAUUUUGUUGCAGGUAUGACCAAAAGCAAUGGCCAUCUCAGCUGGAGAGACCUCCCAAUGUCAGACUGGUGGACUGGCUGCCUCUCAAUGACCUGCUGGGUAGGAACAGUCUGUGUCUGUCACACUUCCCUUUUUAUGAGCGUGGAAGUUUAGUAAAAUACAUAUCAGACCAUCAGUACGCUUGUUUACAGCGUCCAUUGUGGACAGAAAAAGAACCAAAAAUAUCCUCCCAGAAACUAAAGAUUAAGGGACAGAAAAUGUCCAUUAAUCCUCAUUUUAGUGAAUAUAUAAGACCUAAGUGUUUGCUGUAGGCAUUGAGUAAAGCUGUUUUAUCUUACUGGAUGCAUAAAUAGAAUAAGAUAUCAGUACAGUUAGAGUGAUUGUAGACAUACUGCUCCUACUGAUCUAUAUCAGCACUGUUAUUUGUUCAGCUUUGUUUCAUUUAGACUGUAUCCUUUUAAUGAAACAACUUGUAUGUUCGCACCCUUCUCGUCUUUGCAUAAUGGUUGGUCUAUGUAAACUCCAACCUUUUCAGACCAACCGUUCUCAUUUCAUCCGUCUGCACCGCACUCCAACACUCUUUCUUCUUCACUUAGUAAUGACGUUUUUCUCUAUUGUUCCAUUUACCCCAGGACACAAAAAAGCACGUCUGUUUAUCACCCAUGGUGGCCAGAACAGCCUGCUCCAGGCAGUGUACCAUGCUGUUCCCGUGCUGGCAAUCCCUCUGUUUGGGGACCAAUUUGAUAAUGUUGUGAGGGCUGAAACAAAGGGGUUUGGCUUCAGCAUCAGUCCAACACAAAUCAGCGGGGAGCUGCUCAGCUCCACCAUUCAUACCCUAAUACAGGACAAAAGGUUUGUAGCUGGACGAGCUACUUAAUCACAGAUAUGUGUGGAUACACUCAAACUUUUCUAUGUGAUUAUACCUCUUCUAGGUUUAAGUCUUCAGCUGUGUCCAUGAGCAGGAUCCACAAAUCCCAUCCUGUUCCUCCAGCCCUUCGAAUGGUUCAGUGGGUGGAACACAUCCUGCACACUGGAGGUGGAGCACAUCUCAGGCCUGCAUCACUGGAGCAGCCAUGGUACCAGAGGAACCUGUUGGACUUGGGGCUUCUUCUCUUUUUGGGGCUUCUCGCACCAGUAGUUCUUUGUUGGACUUUUUGUAGGAAGAGGAACAGUAGGGACAAACACAAAAAGAUAAAUUAG